Messenger RNA from Linum trigynum, 1228 nucleotides. Lineage: Eukaryota; Viridiplantae; Streptophyta; Magnoliopsida; Malpighiales; Linaceae. The record is from the annotation of a GenBank genome assembly.
GGAAAGUUACCCGUCUACAAGUUUUGAAUUAUACAUUUAGACUGCACUGCACGCAAGAUCCUCUUUUGUGCAAGCUUUUGUUAAAACAGUCCAACAUACAGAACAUGGUAUGCAUUUUUGUGGGGGGUGGGGAUAUUGACAGUGAAAGUUCUGUUAGUAACUAGUACCACUGCCCAGUCUUUGAAGUACAUUUUUUUUCAUGAAAUGGCUUUUCUUACUGCAGAUUCUACGUCGAUGAUGUUCCGAUCAGAGAAGUGGUAAGAACCCCAACAAUGGGUGGAGAUUUCCCAUCGAAACCGAUGUCUCUAUACGCGACGAUAUGGGAUGGAUCGGACUGGGCCACCAAUGGAGGGAAGUACAGGGUGAACUACAACUACGCGCCUUACACCACCGAGUUCUCCGACUUCGCCCUCCAUGGCUGCGCCGCCGACCCCACAGAUCACUCCACAUCAACGUGCGACGCCUCCUACACCACGCUAUCGAAAGCCGAAGCAAUCUCCGGGUCGCAGAGGACCAAGAUGGACAGGUUCAGGACCAAGUACAUGACAUACUCCUACUGCUACGACCGUGUUCGAUACAAGACCCCACUGUCCGAAUGUGUGAUCAGCCCGCAAGAAGCACAGCGGCUCAAGUCGUUCGAUCCUGUCACUUUCGGUGGAGGUAGGCCCCGCCACCAUGGGAGGAGGCACCGGAGGAACCAGCGAGCAGCAGCAGUCAAUGGUGAGGCCAUUUCUAUGUGAGAAUACAAUCAAUGAAGCAUGUUUUGCCCAGAAUGGAAUAAUGGAAUGUAUGUCUUGGUGGUACAUGCAUGAAUGUGGAUGGGUGGUGGUGGGGAAGGGGGGGAUUUUUGGUGUUUGAUUCUGUUGGUUCUUCAUACUAUUGUUAUUUUUGUGAAUAGAAAGAUGAAAGAAAGAGCAUAGAUUCUUAAGAGAGUGGUUUGUGGUGGUGGUGGUGGUGGUGGUGACUGGUGAGGGAGUGAUGGGUGUAUUCAUGGUUUUUCAUAUUAUUAUAAAAGUAUAUGGGUUAUGUGUAUAGAUUCAUAGUUUUAAUCUUCUGUUUUUCUUCUUCUGUUGGUCCAAUUUAUUUUCUGUGGCAUUGGCUUUUUGUUUGGUGGGGAAAUUGAAUAUGGUGAUGGUUGUUUGUCAUUUUUCAAUGUAUCCCCAUGAACACACUCUUUUGCCCGUUGGGAGAGGUUGUGACUUGUGAUGAAUGAAUAAAAAAAGGUUUA